Molecule: messenger RNA, 437 nt
Organism: Truncatella angustata
Lineage: Eukaryota; Fungi; Ascomycota; Sordariomycetes; Amphisphaeriales; Sporocadaceae
Exons: 1
Coding region: 106-387 (93 amino acids)
Source: RefSeq, a predicted model, not a curated record
CUCCACGCUAUGCUCUGAGCAUGGUGACUACCACCACUUCCUAUCCAAAGCGCACAUCUACUCGCCCGCACUCAGACACAGCUGUUGGUCGAGAGGGAAGAGGCCAUGAUAACGAGGCGGGCGGUGUACUAUGCAAGGAGAGGAAAGUUCAGGCAGUGGAAGGUCAGGGGGUACAUGGCCAGCAAGUGGGAAGUUAGCGGAGAGGAUACGAAGGGGAGGCUGAACGAGUUUAAGAGGGUUGGUGAUGAGGAAGGGCUGGAAGUUGGGGUGUAUAGUCUGGGAGAGAGGUAUGGCGGGUUUUUGGUCGAUAAUAGUCAGGUUAAACCUGGUUGGAGGUGGAUCAAUGUCGAGCGGGCCAAGGCUUUGAAAGGGCAGGAGGUUGGAUAAGAAGAGGGAGGAGCUAGUUCACUAGAGUGAAGACUAUUAGUCGGUGUCAC